This is a messenger RNA of Melanotaenia boesemani (Boeseman's rainbowfish), 1032 nucleotides long. RefSeq names its product Golgi SNAP receptor complex member 1-like. Gene Ontology annotation, molecular function: SNAP receptor activity. Bases 51 to 779 code for a protein of 242 amino acids. Gene Ontology annotation, cellular component: cis-Golgi network; Golgi medial cisterna; SNARE complex. The transcript is spliced from 9 exons. Gene Ontology annotation, biological process: vesicle fusion; endoplasmic reticulum to Golgi vesicle-mediated transport. The record is from RefSeq and is a predicted model, not a curated record. Lineage: Eukaryota; Metazoa; Chordata; Actinopteri; Atheriniformes; Melanotaeniidae.
UUUGCGACACAUGUUUUUCCUUGACGGCUGACAAGGAAACAACAACAAAUAUGGCAACUGGUACUAACUACUGGGAAGAUUUACGUAAACAGGCCAGACAGCUGGAGAAUGAACUGGACCAGAAGCUGGUCUCCUUCAGUAAGCUGUGCACCAGCAGCAGCAGCCAUGGCCAACGAACAAGAGACAGCCGGUCUGAUUCUUUUGGCCCAUCUCAAGACAGUAUGCUUGUCGCCAUGACUACUGAACUGGAGCAGUUUUUGGCCAAACUUACAGCGGUCAAUGACAAAAUGGCAGAAUACACAAGCACCCCUGGAUCUUCAGCACAUAAUGCAGCAUUAAUGCACACCUUGCAGAGACAUAGAGACAUUUUACAGGACUACACUCAUGAGUUCCACAAAACCAAAAGCAACUUCUUCAGCCUGCGAGAGCGAGAAGAUCUGCUGGGCUCUGUUCACAGGGACAUUGAGUCCUACAAAAGCGGUUCGGGGGUGAAUAACAGAAGGACCGAGCUCUUUCUGAAGGAACAUGAGCAUCUCAGAAAUUCAGACAGGCUUAUUGACAGUGCAAUAAGUAUCGCCAUGGCUACCAAAGAGAACAUCACAUUUCAGCGUGGGAUGCUGAAGUCCAUUCAAACCAGGGUCACAACUUUGGCCAAUCGUUUCCCUUCCAUCAACAGCCUCAUCCAGAAAAUCAAUUUGCGCAAGAGGCGGGACUCUUUAAUUCUUGGUGGGGUGAUUGGCAUAUGCACCAUACUUCUCCUGCUCUACACUUUUCACUGAUCCACUCACAGAUAUUUACUGGAACUCGGACCAAGCAUUGCCAAGAAACUUUAUGCCUUUCAUGUGUUCUUUCUUUAGUUGUAAUUUACUUCAUUUAAAACCAUUUUUAAGAGGAUUUAAUUUGUAUACUUUGUAAAUUCCAGCUUGUUCUCUUGUCAUUUUAAAACCACAAAUGCAUGAACAUAUUUGACAUAUUUUACUGGAAUUGUGUACAACUGAUGGCAUGCUUUUUUAAUUAAAGGUGAUGAGCUCA